This is a messenger RNA of Leptopilina boulardi, 2095 nucleotides long. Its product is annotated as ubiquitin-like protein 7. The coding region runs from base 103 to 1185 and encodes 360 amino acids. Gene Ontology annotation, molecular function: polyubiquitin modification-dependent protein binding. The transcript is spliced from 4 exons. Gene Ontology annotation, biological process: ubiquitin-dependent protein catabolic process. Gene Ontology annotation, cellular component: cytosol. Lineage: Eukaryota; Metazoa; Arthropoda; Insecta; Hymenoptera; Figitidae. The record is from RefSeq and is a predicted model, not a curated record.
UGUCAUUGAGAUAUUUACAUUUAGUGCUACAUCACUGCUUUUUAAACAAAGGAUCAGUGUAAUUUUCUUUGUUUUUUAAUAAUAAAAAAUAAAGAAAUAAAUAUGGAAAUUGUGUUAAAUUAUCGUUUAUUGAUUCAAACAUCAACGCCAAUUAAAAUAAGUGAUGUGAAUUUAAAAAAUAAAGUAGAAGAACUACGAAAUGAAGCAGCAGGAAAAACUAACCUACAAAAGGAUACAUUUGAACUAAUAUAUUGUGGUUGUAUUUUGGAAGAUGACACUACUCUUGAAUCGUGUGGUUUAAAAAAUGGUGCAAUGAUUCAUGUAUUGAGAAAAAAAAUUCCAGAAGAACCAGCACACGUGAAACCAUUUUCCGACAAUAAUAUUACACAACUUGCAAGUGCAUUUCGUUCAUUUAAUGAAAAUCCAGCACUUAGAAGUGCUUUACACCGUCUAAGCAAGAGGCCUGAAGUUAUUGAAAAUAUUAUAUCAUCAUCACCGGGUCUUGGACAGGACACUGUAGCAAUUGCAAUGUUACAAGAUCCUGAUUUAAUGGCUCAUUUCACAGAUCCGGCAACUGUGAAAAGAAUUGCUGAAUUACAUCCACUGCUUGUUGAGGCAGCACAACAUAUUUCAACGGCUGUUCAUGAGGAAGCACAUAAUGCGGCAACAAAUACAGAUCCUUCAAAUUCAACUGCAUCGACAACAGCAUAUUCAUAUAGUUUGGAUAAUUUAAGUGACGAUGAAGAAAUGGCAGGCGAUUCAUCGCAAUCGUCUGAUUCAACACAACCAUCGCUAUUAAAUAGAUAUCCAUCGAAUUCGGCUGUAACAACUGCUCAAUUAGCUGCAGCACUAUCGAGAACUGGAGCAAGAGGAUUUCCCUAUAGUGGUGGUACAUUAUCAUCUUCAUCAUCAUCAUCGAGAGCGAGUAGAAAUUCAGGUGUUAUUACAACUGAAAUGUUUUCACAAGCAAUGCAACAGGCAUUUGCAUUUAAUCCAUCGUCAAAUGUUUCAACACCAUCAACACCAACAUCACCACCGCAAUCAGUCGAUAUACAAAGACAAUUAGCGCAAAUGCACGAAAUUGGACUUUUAGACGAUUCCGUUAAUCUUCAAGCACUUCAAAUUACAAAUGGUGAUGUACAAGCGGCAAUUGAAUUAGUAUUUAGCGGAUUCAGUGAUAAUUAAAAUUCCCUCUUUUUUUUUUUUGUUGCGAAAAUGGAAUUUCAAUGAUAAAUUAAUUUUUUUAGACUUAAAGUCAUGUGAAUGGGAUAUUUUUAAAAAUUUGAUUCGAUUUGAAUUCAAUUUUUGUUUACAAUACUUAAAAAUGUUUUUCAUAUUUAAAUUCAAAAAUUUCGUCUCUACGUUCAAAAUAUUUUGCAAUAGAUGACAAAAAACUGAAAGAACAAAACUUGAAUUUUAGAUUUUCUUUUUAAUUUAAAAAUAAAAUCCUAACAUGCACUUAAGGCCUUAAAUUAUUGAAACGUCUGUAAUUUUCUCAAAAUUUGUUUAACAUUAUUCUUUUACCAAAAAGAAAAAUAAUGUCUUUUAUUUAUUAAAAUUGAUAUUUUCAAUUGAUACUGAUACUUAUCGAAAAAAUAACAAUAUGAAGAUAAAUAAAAAUUAGAAUUAGUAUUUAUUAUUAUUAUUUAAAAAUAGAAAAGUAUAAUUUUUUUUUUUUUUUUUUUUUUUUGCUAAAAGAAAAUGAAGUUAGACAAAUAAGUAGAGAUAAUUUAGACGUCACAAAAAUUAUUUUUAGAAAGUUUCGCUCAACUAAGAAGCAAUAAGAAAAAAAAACUUUCGAAAAAAAAACCGACUGAUAUAAAAGUAGAUUGCUAAGCGAUCAUAGAGUUAAUAAUAAUAAUAAAAAUUAAUGAAUGCGAAUAAACCAGAAUUUUUUUUUAUAAUAAAUGAUUUACAAUCGCUUACAUUAACAGUUUUGAAAAUUAUUGUUUUUAUUAAUUUCUAAUCUUAAAAUAAACUAUUUUAUUAGGUGAAUAAUAUGGUAUGAUUGUACAAUCAAGAACAAGUUUUUUUUUAUGCAUAAUAUACGUGCAUUGUUUGCGAGAUAGUCGAUUAUAAUAAAAUUAAUCAAGAG